AAAGGUCAUAAACAUAUUUUUUCUGUCCGGACAAAAUCAAAAGACAACAUGGGCUGUAAAUCAAGCCCACAUAGAAAAUACAAAAAAAAAAUUUAAAUCCCAUGAUUCAAAGUGAGCAGCCCAAAAACACAGGACAACUUUAUAACAGCCCAAAAAUAACAAAAAAAAACCAUUACAAGGGGACUUGCAAACCAAAAAGGUCACAAAAAGACAAAAAAAAGGCAGAGAUCACACAGAUCACGCUACUUCACACAAAAGGAAAUCCACAGAUCAAUCAGGAGAAAUCGAGCACGCCAUGGACAGCUACGAGAAAGAGAAAAAGAAAAAGAAGCAGAUUCUAACCAAGAACAUGGAGGUCAAGAAGAUCAAAUCAACAACAAAUAAUCUCCCAGGGGCUGAUAGAACAAAGUCUCAAGUAACAGGAAAUACAACUGAAGAAUUAAGAAGAAAGAAGACAGUUGAAGGAACAAUCUCAGCUGUAGAAUCAACUAAGGACAUCAAGUUGGACACCAAGAAAAAAGAACCACUACAGAUGAAAAUUGCAGGUCAUGAAGAAGUACAAGAUGAAAAAAGAAGAAGCCAAGAAUCAGAUAAGAGCAAUAUUAUGGCAAAACAUAUUAAAGAAACCAAAAGUCAGACCACUGAAGUUGUUCCAGGGGCUGAUAGAACAAAGGCUGAAGUAACAAGGAAUUCACAAUCAGAGAGAUGUGGAAGUGACAGAAUUGACUCUGAAGAAUUAAGAAGAAACAAUACAGUUGAAGGAUGUCAUAGAUUGCAGGCUCAAGUUACAGGGAAUACACAAUCAAAGACAUGUGUAAGUGACAUAAUCGACUCCAAAGAAUUAAGAAGCAAGAAGACAAUUCAAGUUCUAGGAUCUCAUUACCUCCAGGAUUUUGGAAAAAGGCAAAAAAUCAGCAACAAUUGGAUCAGAGAUUGGCAAAAAUAAAGCACAAAUACUUUAUGAUCAAUACACAUUUCUUAACGAAAAUGAAAGACUGGUAAGUACAAUCAUGUUUUCCAAAAAUGAAGAAUAUAUUUAUUUCUUUGUCGAAUAAAUGUAAACAGGUGAAGGGGGGACAAAUGAGCUAUACUAACCUCAUGCAACACAUAAUUCUAAGUCCACGUGUCAGCUUGCAAGCAAAUGAAGUAUCGGAGGUGUACAACUUGGGAAUUUUCAAAAAGUAAAUAACAAUUUCUGCAAGCAUCGGAGGUGUACAACUUGGGAAUUUUCAAAAAGUUUCAAGAUGAAUUAAUGGAGACAUUAAAUCUUGAAAUGUCAGCUAUACAACAUGGAAAGACAUACAAGGUAUAUGCAGCUGCAAAUCUAAUAUACUGCUGGUUCACAAACCAGACAGAAAAAUGUUUUCACAUUUACUUUUACUAUGCAGAUUAUAUUGCUAUAUAUAGACUAUGCACUGUUCAGCAUUCAGUACAGUUAAAGAUUUGUCUCA
Oryza sativa Japonica Group (Japanese rice) is the source of this 1451-nucleotide messenger RNA. RefSeq lists its product as uncharacterized. The record is from RefSeq and is a predicted model, not a curated record. NCBI's taxonomy places the organism in Eukaryota, Viridiplantae, Streptophyta, Magnoliopsida, Poales, Poaceae.